This is a messenger RNA of Aplysia californica (California sea hare), 1314 nucleotides long. RefSeq names its product acidic mammalian chitinase-like. Bases 1 to 1314 code for a protein of 437 amino acids. Gene Ontology annotation, cellular component: extracellular region. Gene Ontology annotation, biological process: carbohydrate metabolic process; chitin catabolic process. The transcript has 6 exons. Lineage: Eukaryota; Metazoa; Mollusca; Gastropoda; Aplysiida; Aplysiidae. Gene Ontology annotation, molecular function: chitin binding; chitinase activity. The record is from RefSeq and is a predicted model, not a curated record.
AUGGCUCUGAAGUCUGUGAACCCCGAGCUGAAAGUGCACCUUGCAGUGGGAGGUUAUUCCAUGGGAACCUGGCCAUUUGAAAGCAUCACAGCCUCAAUGAGCAACAUGGAGACGUUUGCUGGGAACGCCGCCUCUUUUCUACGUACUCAUGGCUUUGACGGCCUGGAUUUGGAUUGGGAGUUUCCAGGCGCUUCCUUCAGAAGCCAGUUUUCCCAGCUGUGUGAAGCUCUGUUCCAGCACUUUAGUGUAGAAGCUCAGGCAUCUGGCAAGCCCCGCCUGCUCUUGACCGCUGCUGUGUCCGGUUACAAGACAGAGAUAGAGGCAUCAUAUGAGCCACAGAUCAUUCAACACUGGACUGGAGCUCUUGUGCCACUGUUUGCCCUCAGGUACUUGGACCACGUGUAUGUGAUGGCCUACGACUACUAUGGCUCUUGGUCGCUCACACUGGGACAUCAGAGUCCUCUGUACGUGAGAGACGAAGACCGACACGACCCCACGGAAUCUCUGCUUUCUCAGAAUGCUUCCAUGACCUGGUGGCACGAGCUGGGUGUACCCAAGAAUAAACUGGUGAUGGGAGCUGCCACCUACGGGCGGACCUUCCGGAUGUCGGCUGCUGACCAGUGGCAUGUUGGAGACCAGUCUCUUGGAGGUGGCGAUGUGGGACCAUACAGUGCUACACCGGGAUUCCUGGCGUACUAUGAGAUUUGUGACAUGAUCAUGAGCGGCACCUUGAACAGAGUGUGGAUGGACGAUUCCAGAGUACCUUUUGCCUACGGUCAACGCAACUCGCACUGGGAAUGGCUUGCCUACGACGAUGUACAGAGCAUGACUGAGAAGGCUGCGUACAUCGUAGCUGAAGGUUUGGCCGGUGCCAUGUUCUGGACUGUGGACUUUGACGACUUUGCAGACCAAGUGUGUGGGGAAGGUCCCUACCCUCUGAUCCAAGCUAUGAAGGCGGGCCUGUGGAGUCCUGGAAGUCAGCCGCUGACCUUGAGCCCAGCUAACGCGAGCUUGCCAUCUCCUCAAUCACCCACAUGGUCGCCAUCUUCUACGUCCAGUAGCACGGACAUCAUGAGUGGCGGGCACAGCUCAACGGCCACCCCGGGUGUCCAUCAUAAUGAAAGCCAUCACGUGAUCGCCUGCUACUUUACCAACUGGGCCCAAUACAGACCUGGUUUAGGCCUAUACUCAGUGGCUAACAUUGACCCCUACCUUUGUACGGACAUUGUGUACGCUUUUGCCUACAUCGACACAGCCAGUCUGACCCUGACAACCGUAGAGUGGAAUGAUGCAGGUAGGUGUCUUACGUAUUAG